Pelmatolapia mariae (spotted tilapia) is the source of this 522-nucleotide messenger RNA. RefSeq names its product putative nuclease HARBI1. The annotation marks the transcript as partial. The record is from RefSeq and is a predicted model, not a curated record. Lineage: Eukaryota; Metazoa; Chordata; Actinopteri; Cichliformes; Cichlidae. The transcript has 3 exons.
AUUUUACAUUUAUUUUCAGGGUUCCCAGGCGUGAUUGGCUGUAUAGAUGGCACUCACAUUCCAAUCAUUGCUCCUUCAGUAAAUGAAGGAGACUAUGUGAACAGGAAGUCUUUCCACAGCAUUAAUGUACAGAUCAUAUGUGAUGCUGCCAACAUUAUCACAAAUGUGGAAGCCAAGUGGCCAGGCUCUGUUCAUGACUCACGAAUUUUUCGUGAAUGUACACUGAGCACAAAAUUUGGACAUGGAGAGUUCACUGGCUACUUGCUUGGUGAUAGGGGGUAUCCAUGUUUACCCUAUUUGCUUACCCCUUACCCUGACCCUGAACCGGGCCCACAGCAGCGAUAUAAUCUGGCUCACUGCAGGACAAGAGCCAGAGUUGAAAUGACUAUCGGAAUGCUUAAGGCCCGGUUCCAGUGCCUUCAAAGACUCAGGGUCACCCCAGAAAGGGCAUGUGACAUUAUUGUGGCAUGUGUGAUUCUUCACAACAUUGCCACAAUUAGAGGAGAACACUGUCCUUCUUAA